AAAAAUCAAAGUGAUUGGGUGGAGUCGACACGACCUACUUACUGUACAGUCAUAGACUCCAGUGGACUAACUACUCAUUAGUUUAGCAUUUUGCGCUUCGCCCUGUCUGGUUUGGACUAUCGAAGGAAUCCCUGAAAAAUAGUGUUCGGAAUGAAAACGACAGAAAACUAGUUUUACACAUCUAUAUCUAUUAUUUUGGACACAUCAACGCCUUGCUACUUGUAACAACACAGCCGCAGCAUGGGGGCACCAGCGACAGCGUACGACGAGAAGAAGGAAACAUGCGGGACCGUCUGUCUGAAGUAUCUCCUAUUCACAUUCAACUUCCUCUUCUGGCUGGCGGGGGGCGUGGUGAUGGCAGUGGGUAUCUGGACGCUGGUGGAGAAGAGCGACUACAUCAGCCUGCUCUCCUCCGCGACCUACGCCGCCUCCGCCUAUAUCCUAAUCCUUGCCGGGGCCAUCGUCAUGGUGACUGGAGUGCUGGGCUGCUGCGCCACCUUCAAGGAGCAGAGGAGGCUGCUGAGAGUGUACUUUGUCUUGCUGCUGUGUAUCUUCCUGCUGGAGAUCCUCGCCGGUGUCCUGGCCUACAUCUAUUACCAGCAGCUCAAUGAGGAGCUGAAACAGAACCUGCGGGAGACCAUGGUGCAGAAGUACAGGCAGCCAGAGCAGGAGCAUGUCACCAAAGCAGUGGACAAGCUGCAGCAUGAGUUUAAGUGCUGUGGCAGCAACAGCUCAUCGGACUGGGGCGAGAGCGUGUGGAUCCGCACCAGUGAGGCAGAUGGCAGGCUGGUGCCGGAUAGCUGCUGUAAAACCCAGACUCUAAACUGCGGCCGCAGGGACCACCCAUCAAACAUCUACAAGGUGGAGGGGGGUUGUAUCACUAAACUGGAGAACUUCAUUUUGGACCACCUGAAGAUCAUUGGAGCAGUGGGCGUGGGCAUCGCCUGUGUACAGAUUGUGGGGAUGGUGUUUACUUGCUGUCUAUAUCGGAGUUUGAAGGCAGAGCCGUACUGAGAGUAGAACACGAAGAGAAGGAAUGGGGAGGGGUCUAGUCUCUGCCACCCAGUGUCAUCAUAUCCCAGCGACCCCGUUUAGUCAUGGGGUCUACCACUGUGCCAUGCAAACAGAAGAGGACGAUAUGUGUAAGUGUCUAGGAUGCACUUAUGAUGGUGUUUCUCAAUCCAUUCCAUGGGGGGACCAUUUUGGUUCUAGCCUAGCACUAACUCCUCUGAUUCAACAGGGGUUGUAAUUGGGCUAGAAUUCCUAGGGGGU
Molecule: messenger RNA, 1272 nt
Organism: Oncorhynchus gorbuscha (pink salmon)
Lineage: Eukaryota; Metazoa; Chordata; Actinopteri; Salmoniformes; Salmonidae
Product: CD151 antigen-like
Exons: 8
Coding region: 241-1014 (257 amino acids)
Cellular component (GO): membrane
Source: RefSeq, a predicted model, not a curated record